Molecule: messenger RNA, 1565 nt
Organism: Stylophora pistillata
Lineage: Eukaryota; Metazoa; Cnidaria; Anthozoa; Scleractinia; Pocilloporidae
Product: N-acylethanolamine-hydrolyzing acid amidase
Biological process (GO): fatty acid metabolic process
Cellular component (GO): lysosome
Molecular function (GO): fatty acid amide hydrolase activity
Source: RefSeq, a predicted model, not a curated record
GUUGACGUAGUGUUAAACAUGGCGGCGCAGUCGCUGUAUUUUGGCUGGCUCUUUGUGGUAUUCUUUUGCUUCAAACACAAUCAGUGUGAACCAUUUCAAGCUCCAAGUUAUACCAUUGACCUCGAUCUUGCUCCAGAAGAAAGAUGGCUCAAUAUUACUCAGAAAUACCUAAAGUUCACCCCGAAGAUUUUAGCAGAUAUGCGAAAGAAAAUUCCACCUUUUGUAAUGCCGCUUGCAGAAAGGCUUGCUCCCGUCAUUGCUGAACAUUUCCCCGAGGAAUACAGCAGAGAAAUGAUGGGAAUAUCAAAAGGACUAAACAUAAGUCUUCCAGACACAAUAAUUCUCAACAUUUUAUACGACAUAACAGCUUUUUGCACGAGUAUUGUUGCACAAGGCAAGGAUGGAAGCGUUUUUCACGGAAGAAACCUGGAUUAUGCCUUUUCAGAUACACUGCGAGAUAUAACCUUCAUAUCCAACUUCAAAAGCAAAGGUAAGGUUGUGUACACUGGUGUAACAUUUGCUGGCCAAGUUGGUCUUUUGACUGCACAGAGACCAAACAGCGUCACCAUUAGUUUGGAUGAGAGAGACCGAGGCCAUAUAUGGGAUAACGUCUUUGAAGCUAUCUUUAAUAAAAAUGCAAUACCUGUCACAUUUCUGAUUCGAGAUGUGGUCAGCACAGAAGGAAUCGACUUUACUCAAGCUGUGAAGAAGCUAUCUGAAGUGUCCUUAAUAGCUGAUGGGUACUUGAUUGUGGGAGGAGUUCAAGUCGGAGAAGGUGCCGUGGUAACACGAAACAGAGAAAGUACUGCUGACAUCUGGAAGCUGAGUGAAGAUGCCGCUAAGAAACCGUGGUACCUUGUAGAGACCAAUUAUGACCAUUGGACCACACCCCCUCCAUCAGAUGAUCGCCGCCACCCGGCUGAGAAAGCAUUGCAAAAGUUGACUCAGGCAAAGCUCGCUCCAGAUUCACUGUUCGGUGUGAUGUCCAUCCACCCUGUACUGAAUAAUAAGACGGUCUACACGACUAUUAUGCAAGCAAAAAAGGCUGAUGUUUUCAACACUUGGAUUCAGAAGCCGUAACACAAUGAUCCUGUGUUGUUUGGUGAACCUCUUAUUUUCUUGGAGAUAAUUCGUGCGUAGUAGCAAAUAAAAGGUAUGCCACGUCGUGCACCUACCAGUAAUAGUAGAAAAAGAGGAAGAAAACAAAUUGCUAAAAAACGUAAAUGGGAGACAAGUUAGAUCUCAUAAAUUUAAAGAAAGAUGAUGCAAUCUUUUUUGUUAACUUAUAUUAGACAAAAAAAAAGUGAAAGAAAAAAAACUGUUUCUCGAGUAACGAGGAAAGUAGCCUCCCCAAUAUGGAUAACACAGUUUUAACAAUAGCAAAUUUCUUAUCCAACUAUUCCCCGUAGAGUACAAAUAACGGCCAAGACGAGUACUAGUAUCACGCGAUAUUUGUACUCCAGUGAACCCGUUAGACAGGUUUUCUCGCAUCACGCAAGCAACGAAUUGGAUUGAAGUUACUAAAAAUAAUGGCGGAUAAUUUAAAUCAUUUUUCUGACGAAGGG